AUGCCAUCUGCAACAUUUGCCGAGCUUCCCACGCUCUCUCCGGGCAAGAAGCGAUCUCGAAACGAGAAUGAAGAGCUACAAAUGCCAAUUUUUGCCCACGCAGGCAACGAGGCCCAUGCCCAAGAUAAGCUCGGUCGCCUAGCUUUUCACAACAUCAGCAACAAGCGAUCCGCAUCCAGCUUUGCCGGAGAGGUUCAGAGAAAGAUUCUCCCGCUGCCUUCCAGCAAGCGAGCUCGAGUAUCGGAUGAUGAAAGCGAGGACCAUGCACACUAUGGCUCCUACAAGGAUGAUAUACAACGCAACAACCAUGCUGUUCUGAGCAAUUAUUCGACACCACCCAUCUCGCCACAGCUCCGACCUCAGGGGUCAUACCAACAGGUCCCCGUGAGGCAGACUCUCGACCCUUGCCACAUAUGCCACCGCAAGCCUACGCGCAAGUCAGAUCUGGAUUCUUUUGCCGAUUGCCACGGAUGCGGACAGAGGACUUGCUAUGUCUGCAUCAGACAGUGCCAGGGCUGGCUACCCAACGCUGGAGGAGAUAAUGAUUCACGACAACGACGACACACCAUUUUCCGAGAGGAGCAGCAGCAACACCAACACCAACAACCAGAGGAAGACCCGCUUUCGCGAUCAUUCACAAUGCACGACGUGGACGAUGGCGAACGAGAACAAUGGACAACUGCGUCGCUAUACCACGCCAACAACAGCAACAACAUCAGCAGACGAGACCCUUCGCACGACCAUGAGGUGGGAUGGAAGGGCCAUGCCUCGGUCAUUUGCAGUCGCUGCUGCAUAGAACGCGGCAGCGAGGGCGAUGUCAUGUGUCUGGGCUGUCUCGCUGGCGUAGAGGGCGCUUGA
Molecule: messenger RNA, 858 nt
Organism: Pestalotiopsis fici W106-1
Lineage: Eukaryota; Fungi; Ascomycota; Sordariomycetes; Amphisphaeriales; Sporocadaceae
Exons: 2
Coding region: 1-858 (285 amino acids)
Source: RefSeq, a predicted model, not a curated record